AUGGGUCUUUUCAUCCUCACCGAGACGAGGUACAGCUCCAAUGCGAGACCAGGAGAGCUAACGGAACUUCGCAGCGCGGGUUAUGCCCUGCUCAAGUCCAAGGACAAGAAGCUCUUUGGCAAGGACGACUCGCCCAAAGACGUGUCUUCGCUGGUCGACUCAUUGAAGCUCAAGAAGUUUCAGAAAUUCGAAAAUGCCGUCACUGCGCUUAACGAAGCCGCGGCCUUGACCGACGGCAAGGUCAGCUCCAUGCUGUCAAACCUGCUGCAGGAGCUCAAGGAUGAGACCAAGGCAUCAUUGGCUGUUGCUGACCCCAAGCUCGCCAAUGCCAUCGCGCAAGUUCCCGGACUCUCACUAAAGCUCAUUUCCGACUCGUCAACCCAGGAUGUCUACCGUGCGAUUCGCGAGCACAUGGUUUCGCUCAUUCCUGACCUCGUUCCCGCCGAGAUGGACUCCACCCGUCUCGGUCUCGCGCAUUCGCUCUCGCGCCACAAGCUCAAGUUCUCGCCCGACAAGGUCGACACCAUGAUCAUCCAAAGUAUCGCCAGUCUCGAUGUGCUCGACAAGCAGCUCAACACAUAUGCUAUGAGAGUCAAGGAGUGGUAUGGAUGGCAUUUCCCCGAGCUUGCCAAGAUUUUGAACGACAACAUGGCCUACUCAAGGGUCGUGCUCAAGAUGGGCUUCCGCACAAACGCACGAGAGACUGAUCUCUCGGGUAUCCUGCCUGAAGAAAUUGAGGCCGCCGUCAAGGCUGCUGCUGAGAUCAGUAUGGGUACUGAGAUCACCGAUGAGGACUUGGAGGCCACUAGCGCUCUGGCUGAGCAGGUCGUUGACCUCACUGAACAUCGCCAAAACCUUGGCAACUACCUCUCUACACGCAUGCAAGCACUUGCUCCUAACCUGACUGCGCUUGUGGGUGAGCUUGUCGGUGCGCGCCUCAUAGCGCACGCUGGCUCGCUCAUGAACCUUGCGAAGUCGCCCGGUUCGACCAUCCAGAUUCUCGGUGCUGAGAAGGCUCUGUUCCGCGCCCUGAAGACCAAGCACGACACUCCCAAGUACGGACUCAUCUACCACGCUUCUCUCAUCGGUCAAGCAACUGGCAAGAACAAGGGUAAGAUUGCCCGUAUGCUCGCCGCAAAGUCUGCCCUCGGUCUCCGUAUCGAUGCCCUCAGCACAUGGGGUGUUUCUUCUGAAGACACCUCCAACGAGCCCACUGAAGAGGAGAAGUCGCAAGUGGGUCGCGAUGCACGCCUUGGAAUCGAGAGGAGGUUGCGCGCUCUUGAGGGCAAGCCACUGAAGAGCCUGAAGGAGAACGCCAACUCGGUCGCGCUCGGACAGAAGAAGUGGGACGUGAAGGAGGCACGAAAGUACAAUGCUGAUGCCGAUGGUCUGACCGGCGAUGAGCCAGCGGCAACGGGAGCGAAGACCAACGGCAAAACACCCAAGAAGCUCGUACAAGAAGUCGAUAGCGACGAAGAGAUGGCCGACGCAGAUGCAGGCGCGUCCGACUCCGACUCCGACUCUGAGGACGCCAAGGCCACACCCAAGGGUGACAGCAAGGCCGCAAAGAAAGCCGAGAAGGAAGCCAAGAAGGCACGCAAAGCCGAACGAGCAGCCAAGCGAGAAGCCAAAGAGGCGAAGAAGGCUGCUAAAGAAGCAAAGAAGGCAGAGAAGGAGACGAAGAAGCGAAAAGCAGACGACGUCGACGGCGAUAGCAAGAAGAAAAAGAAGAAGAGCAAGGAUUAGAAAUCCCUUGCUCCUCGAUCUUAUGUCUUCGUCUGACAUUGUAUGUUUGGAUUCACGUCAUGUCAAAAUGGGGCCGGCGUUCAAAUGGAUUGGCGCAUAAAUGGGUUUGCGACAUAUUGUGUACUAUCUCAUCGCUUCAUUACGGUUCUUCUUUCUUCAUGCAUGAUGGCUGGUGGUGGAAGGGAAGAAUACCCGCUAGUCUGCGAGCAUACCAAUUCCACAUUU
Messenger RNA from Parastagonospora nodorum SN15, 1971 nucleotides. RefSeq lists its product as hypothetical. The record is from RefSeq and is a predicted model, not a curated record. Gene Ontology annotation, molecular function: snoRNA binding. The transcript has 5 exons. Gene Ontology annotation, cellular component: box C/D methylation guide snoRNP complex; small-subunit processome. Lineage: Eukaryota; Fungi; Ascomycota; Dothideomycetes; Pleosporales; Phaeosphaeriaceae. The coding region runs from base 1 to 1746 and encodes 581 amino acids.